Pundamilia nyererei is the source of this 3850-nucleotide messenger RNA. Its product is annotated as KIAA0513 ortholog. The record is from RefSeq and is a predicted model, not a curated record. The transcript has 13 exons. Bases 285 to 1565 code for a protein of 426 amino acids. NCBI's taxonomy places the organism in Eukaryota, Metazoa, Chordata, Actinopteri, Cichliformes, Cichlidae.
ACAGAAAAAGAAGAAGACGCAGGAGCAAGAGAUGAGCGACGCGUACGAGCAGCAGUGAGUUGCUUCUUCUCCGUCCAGCACCGGAUGUUUCAUAUGCUUUGUGAGUUCACUCUGUGAGGGUCAGCACCCUCAGGGGUGGAAUGAUCUGCAGAAUCCUAACCUAGCAAGGCCGGCGGCUUCAGUGGAAACCUAAACUGGGACCAGCACUCUCAUGUUCCUGCACAGCAGUAAAUAGCUCUGUUUAACACCACUGUUGCACAGUCACAAACAAGAGGCUUUCCACCAUGGAGGGUGUGGCAGUGGACAACCUAAUAGACUUCGACCUACCGUCAGAGACCAAGACUCUCAACAUAGAUGGAGGGCAACACCAAGGACACACAGACAUUUUCUCCCCAGAGCCAGCUUCUUCCACAGGAGUCCACCAGCUGCCAGAGCCCAUGGCUCCAACCAAGCCCAACUCCCACCACCAGUCAGAGGAGGGAAACAACGACAGUGAUGCUACAGAGUCGGCAGACAGUGAAAAUGACAUGGACCCGCCCUCUCAUGAAUGGGAACUAAGAAGGUCGUCGUCUUCGUCGGCUCACAGCGGGGAGGAAGCCGACGCCGAGACGGUGGAGAGGAGGCAGUUCAUGAAGACGUAUGUGGAGAAGGUGUUUCAUGGAAAAGAGGACUUUGACCAAGAGGAGAAGGCUCGUUUUGGAGAGUUGUGCAGUGGAGAGAAUGGAAAAGGCAGGGAGUGGUUUGCCAAGUAUGUCAGCGCUCAGCGCUGCCACUCCAAAUGUGUGAGCGAGGCCACCUUCUACAGACUCGUGCAGUCUUUUGCAGUUGUGCUAUUUGAGUGUUACCAGAUGGACGACUACAGCCCGGCAAAAAACCUCAUGACCAUGUGCUUCACUUAUUAUUACGUUGGAAAGUCUCAGCCAUCUCCCUCGGAGCUGUUGGAUCGCGGUGGUGCUCCAGCUGGUCUGGACUCUUAUCUCAACAAGGCUAACACCUGGCUGUCAGGGAAGAAGGACGCUGCCGAGCGCCUCCUUAAACACACGUCCAAGACUGACGUCAAAGGCUUCUUUGGGGGCCUGGAGAGCAAGCUGAGAAGCUCAGUGGCUCCCAAGUCUGAUGAUGGGGAAAAUCCGGGGGAGACGAAGCCUAAAUCACCAGUGUCAGGCGCUCCAGAGGAAAAGAAAGGGGAAAAGGUGUACCUGUACACUCACCUGAAGCAGCAACCUAUCUGGCACACGCUGAGAUUUUGGAACGCCGCCUUUUUUGAUGCUGUCCAUUGUGAGAGGAAGAAAAGAUCUCCGACCACGAGGGGAACGCAGGAUGAAGAGAAAGAUGUGAGGGAGAAGUGGUGUCACAUGACUGAUGAGGAGAAGAAGGACAGCUACAAAAUCGAUGAGAACAUCGCCUUUGGCCAGCUGGGGACAUUCACUCACAACAUGCUGGCGUUUGGUCUGAGUAGGAAGCUCUGCAAUGACUUCCUGAAGAAGCAGGCAGUUAUUGGGAACCUGAAUGAAGAACAGUACAAGCUGCUGACUGAGCACAUAGAGCGAAUGGCAGCAGAGUGAGUUUGAGAGUGACUGGCUGCAUCUCAAAGCCUCCACGUGACAAUCUGACAGCACACAGCAACACAUCAGCCGUUUCCUUCCAGCUCCACGUCGCUCUAUCCGACUCUCUGCCUCUUUUUUCUUUUUUUUAAAUUUCCUGCUGCUUUUGUGUGGUGCGCUGCUGAAAAACAACACGACCUGCUGUACUGAGCUGUGCCAUACCUGUAGCAAAACCCUUCCAUCUGCACCGUGUGCUGGAUCAGCAAUAAUAAGGCCAUCGUUACUUUAAUAUUUAUAAUAGUCGUGUGUCUGUGACCUGGUAGAUCUGUCCGUGACGUUAACUAAAGGAAUAAACCAUCCAGUAUAAGCCUCAAACAGCCUCAGAUACACUGGAUUUAUGUAUUACACCAGUGACGUGUAUGUUACGUAUCCUAUAUGCUGUUUAUUCUGUGUUUCUCAGUGACCAUAUUUAUUAUAGGAAGAAGUCAAGCAACCUGUCUAUCAGCAUUAAUGGCAAUAAGAAUUCAUUGUGCUCUAAUCUGCUGUUCAGGUGGCUUUAGGUCAGUUUUUAUUCCUCGAAACUUUAUUGUGCAUUUUUUUUCUGUAAAUACACAAAAACUGUUUCAUAAAAUUUACAUUUAAGCAAAACUUUAUUGCAAUAUUUUCCCAUGCAUUCUCUUUAGGGCAGUGCGCACAAAGAUGGUGCACGCAACAAUUAACACUGCAAACCAAUAACUCGGUUUUAGUAAACGGGGUCGCUUCACUUAGCAUUUGGCUAAAAAGCUAACUUUUGGAUCUGCUAGCACAUCUUUUGUUCUUCUCAUUGUAACACAAAAGAGCUAAAGAGCUAACCUGGCUUAGAUUAUAGGUGACAUCAUCAAUCAACAACUAUAUUUUUCUUUAAAACGACAAUGUUUUCAAUUUUUGCAAUGAAAUAAGCAUAAAUGAUAUAACUUCCUAAAGAAGCUGCACAGGCAUCCGCUUCCUUUAUGUCACGCUAGCUCGAGCAGCAGUUACAGACGGUGGUAACAACCACAGUUACAACCUUACUCAAUGAAUCCAUUCUCAAAGCUGUAAAUUAAAUAUGAAGUCGCAACAACAGCAAUGAUUGGGUUAUGAUUGGGUUAACUUAGCUACAGAAACGAGAAACAGAAGCCUGCUGUUGACCAAACAUGGCAAACCGCCUUCCAGCUCCUCUCCUCAGCUCACUGAAGAUCAUAUCAAGUUAUUUAUCGAUGCGAAAAGGUCGAUAUAACAAUGAUUUGUGGCUUUAUGCUAAGCUAACCAUCUUUUGCCUCUAAUUUAUGUGAAAUGAUUAUUUAAUCCUUUUGUUUUUCACUUCAAGAUUCACACAUUUGCAAUUCAGAGAUGCUGAUUUUGUUUAUCUAUUUAUUUUGUUUUACUGUUAUUAUUACUGUAACUGUGGGACUCCUUAUCUUUCCAAAGUGCCUUCUGUCCAUAUCAGCAUCCUUUUCCUUAUCCUGUUAUUCUACCCUCACUCAGCUGACCAAACAUUCGUACCCGCUCCUCUGCUGUUUGUGUCUUCAGUGAUGGACAUGUGUUGUGGUCUGUUUCCAUGUGGCUGUAAUGUAACAUUAAUAUCAUUUAAGCAUGUUGCCUGUUUCUGGUGCAUGUGCGUCCAUAUGACAUUUGUAUUACUUUAGUCUGCCACUGUGGGGCAGCAUUGUCUGCACUUCUCAGUGGGAGAAUUUAAACAGGAAUAUAUGAAGGUUUUAAAGUCAGGCUGACACAUUCAUGUGGGAUGAAUCCCAUUUUUGUCCAAUAGUGAAGUUAUUAUGUAUAUAUUGCAUAUUUCUCUGUAUGCUGUUGUUGUUUAAUUGUAAAGGUAUAAAUCAUAGAUGUAAUUGUGAACCUUGACCUUAGUCUGAUUGUAAUGUGACCCUGAAGUGCCCCCCUGGACAUCCCAGCUGUGUUCAUGUGUGCAGAUACUGAUGUUGUUGUUAAAUGUGAAUCAUUCGUUAAUAGCAAUCUUGAUCAACGUGCAUAACUGACGUCUUUGCAAAUCCUCCAAACCCAUUUUUCCCCACGUUCUUAGACUGUGUGCACACUGACUUAACCAUUGUGCUUGUCCCCAUGUUCCAGCUUUAAAUGCUCUGAUUUUUAAUAUUACCCUUUGGUUGUGCUUCUUAGCCAAGCAUGAGCAAUUUGCACUACACUUAUUCUAACAUAUCCCUCUAGAGACAAAUUGAGGUGUAAGUGAAGGUACAGAGCCCCAAACUGUUCAGUGGUAAGCGAAUUUAAAACAACUUAUAAAGUGAAUAAACUGUGUAAGUGAUAUAAAUGAA